Aspergillus welwitschiae is the source of this 1116-nucleotide messenger RNA. RefSeq names its product putative oxidoreductase, 2OG-Fe(II) oxygenase family. The transcript has 6 exons. The coding region runs from base 1 to 1116 and encodes 371 amino acids. NCBI's taxonomy places the organism in Eukaryota, Fungi, Ascomycota, Eurotiomycetes, Eurotiales, Aspergillaceae. The record is from RefSeq and is a predicted model, not a curated record.
AUGUCUGACGUUGGCCCUCCCAUCGAGCUCCCCGUGCUGGACAUCUCCAACCCCCUCGAUCCGGAGGCGGGGAAGGCCCUUCUGGCAGCUGCCACCAAGUAUGGCUUUUUGUAUGUCGACAGCCGGGGGACCGACUUUACGACCGCGGAGGUGGAUCGUGCAUUUGAACUGUCCAAGAAAUUCUUCGCCUCCCCGGUAGAAGAAAAGGCCGCUUGUCGCAUUGAACCCAACAACCGCGGCUGGUCCGGCAUGCACUCCGAGACCCUGGACCCGGAGCACCAGCGAACCGGCGAUUUCAAAGAAGCCUUCAACUUCGGCGAAUUCACCAACAACAACAAAGCCCAACAACCCCUCCCGGCAUCCCUAAUCCCCCACGAAACCGAAAUCGCCCAAUUCGCCUCCCUCUGCAACAAAACCUGCACUCGGAUCCUAACCCUCCUGGCGCUGGGACUCGGCAUCCCCCCCACCUUCUUCACCACCCGCCACGACCCCACCACAGGCCCAACAGGCAGUAUCCUGCGCUACCUCUUCUAUCCCAGCAUAACCUCCCCAUUGACCUCAACCUACUCACACAAAACCGACGUCCGAGCUGGCGCCCACAGCGACUACGGCUCCAUCACGCUGUUGUUCCAGCGCCCGGGGCAGCCAGGAUUGGAGAUCCUCACUCCAGAUGGGGCAGGGUGGGCGCCUGUUCCUGUAAUCCCUAGGUCUUCUUCUACAAGCUUAGAAGGGAGCGAAUACCCGUUCCCGCCUAUCCUCGUCAACAUCGGCGACUUACUCAGUUACUGGACGGACGGAUUACUGAAGAGUACGGUGCACAGGGUGGUAUUCCCCGUGUCGGAGCAGCAGAGGCCCAACGCGCAGGAUCGGUAUAGUAUUGUGUAUUUCUGUCAUCCGUUGGAUCGGACGGAGUUGGUGCCCGUGCCAAGUAAUGUUGUGGAGGAGUUUAGGAGGGGUAAGAGUAAGGAGGGGGGAGAUGGGGGAGUCAGGGUUGGGUUUGGAGGUGGGGCGGGGAUGUUGGAGGAGGGGAAGAGGGCGUUGACGGCGCAGGAACAUUUGAUGGCCAGGUUGGAUGCUACGUAUGGGUUUCGGAGGGAGAAAGAAGGGGAAGCUUGA